This is a messenger RNA of Arabidopsis thaliana (thale cress), 1039 nucleotides long. Its product is annotated as NAD(P)-binding Rossmann-fold superfamily protein. The coding region runs from base 140 to 919 and encodes 259 amino acids. Lineage: Eukaryota; Viridiplantae; Streptophyta; Magnoliopsida; Brassicales; Brassicaceae. The record is from RefSeq and is marked reviewed. The transcript has 2 exons.
GGACAGGAAAAAUCAAGAAAACGUGGAGUAAAGUGGUAAAAGCAAUAAAAUGUGAAAUGCAACUCUUGGGUUAUAAAUUAAGUGUACACAUAUACUCAGUCGACAUUUUAUCUCAGUUUGUAUACCUUUCGACACAUCAAUGUCGGGACUCAGUAGAUUGGAAGGCAAGAUCGUAAUUAUAACAGGCGGAGCCAGCGGGAUUGGAGCCGACGCCGCUAGGCUGUUCACGGACCACGGAGCUAAGGUGGUUAUAGUUGACGUACAAGAAGAACUAGGCCAAAACGUCGCAGUUUUGAUCGGGAAAGACAAAGCUAGUUUUUACCGUUGCGAUGUGACAAAUGAGACGGAAGUCGAGGACGCAGUUAAGUUCACCGUCGAAAAACACGGAAAGCUAGACGUUCUGUUUAGCAACGCCGGAGUCUUGGAACCACUGGAAAGCUUCCUCGACUUUGACCUCGAACGGUUUGACCGCAUAAUGGCUGUUAACGUUCGCGGUGCAGCUGCGUUUAUCAAACACGCGGCACGAGCCAUGGUGGAGAAAGGCACGCGUGGCUCCAUCGUUUGUACGACGAGCGUCUCGGCGGAGAUCGGUGGGGGGCAUCAUGGUUACACGGCGUCUAAACACGGGCUUGUCGGCCUGAUUAGAUCGGCCUGUGGUGAUUUGGGGAAGUAUGGGAUUAGAGUCAAUGGAGUCGCACCGUACGCGGUGGCAACGCCAAUGACUAGCCACGACGAGGUAACGGGAAAGCAGUUGGAGGAUUAUUUUGACGCCAAGGGAAUUCUCAAGGGGAUGGUGCUUAAAGCUAGCCACGUUGCACAAGUGGCUCUGUUCUUGGCUUCUGAUGAUUCGGCUUAUAUAAGUGGUCAGAAUUUGGCGGUGGAUGGUGGUUAUACUGUCGUUAAGCCAAGCCGUGAUUAAAACUACAAUCAAAAUCGGGACUUUUUACAUUUUGAAGAAUAAAUGUGGUAUUAACUAUUAAGAAACAUAUAAGCAACAGUAUGUAUGUAAACUGUAAUACAUUAAUUUUGAAUAAAGCAA